Acanthaster planci (crown-of-thorns starfish) is the source of this 1939-nucleotide messenger RNA. Its product is annotated as monocarboxylate transporter 13-like. NCBI's taxonomy places the organism in Eukaryota, Metazoa, Echinodermata, Asteroidea, Valvatida, Acanthasteridae. Gene Ontology annotation, biological process: transmembrane transport. Gene Ontology annotation, molecular function: monocarboxylic acid transmembrane transporter activity. The record is from RefSeq and is a predicted model, not a curated record.
UGGGGAAGAGAGCGCUGGCAUUGCGGCAUGUUCACCACGAUGGUUUCAAUUGGUGAACAACAACGCGGAAAUUCAUAGGCACGGGUGAACAUGUAUUGCACUGCCUGCAGUCACAGACAGACAGGAUGGACGUACCACCUCUCUUUAUACAAGACGUAGAUGAGAAACAGCAUGAUCCACAAGCAGGUCCAACCCAUUACGUGAUUAUUACGUGAUGUUUAUCAUUCAAGAUCUGUGACUGAUCAAUUCAAGGAAGGCCCUCGGGUGUUCCGGACCACAUUCACGUACAGAACAACACACUUUACAUCGAGAACUUGCCCACGGUUGUUCUGGGCUAAUGCCAUCAUAGUGAGCUCGGUUCCUGAGACGGGAAGACAUCAUAACCGUGCUAUAUAGGCCUAGGUCUGAGCAAGACAUCGAAUGAGGGAAUUUCCAUCUGGAGCCGCGAAAGGUCGACUCCUACGCCAUGGCCUGCUGCCAUCUCCGCUGUUGGUGGUGGCGUUGGGUUGUCACACUAGCAGCAUUCAACAUGAUAUUCCUCACCCUGGGCAUUCAAUACAACUACAGUAUCCUCUAUCUAAGCUUGCAGGCAGAGUUCCAUUCUGGAUCGGCAGUAACUGGUUGGAUCGGCUCUUUAUCCACGGCCUUAUCCUGUCUGUGUAGCCCGCUCACCGUUCUGCUGGGACGGAAACUUAGCAGACGGGCUGUCGUCAGCCUCGGGGUCGUCCUCUUCUGCGCCGGGCUCUUGACGACGUCUUUCGUGCCGGCCAUUGGCUACGCCUACUUGACGUUUGGCGUCUUAUGUGGAGUUGGAACGAACCUUACUUCGCAUUCUUCCAUAGCACUGGUGCUGGAGUGGUUCCUCAGGAAGAACUUCUCCCGAGCAAGCGUGUUCACCGUUCUUGGAUCAACGUGUGGUAUGCUGGUAUUCAGUCCCGUGAUGACAGCGAGCAUUACUCGCUACGGAUGGCGAAAAGCGCUGCGAAUUCUCAGUGGUGGGAUACUAGGUGCAGGCCUCGCCAGCAGCGUGUUCCUGACUAACCCACCUACCGAGGACUACGCUGCAGCGCCCGACAAGUCCCCGGAGAGGAAACUGAAUCUGCAGAGCAUGGUCCCAAUGAAGACAGAUCCUGAAGGCGGUAUCAAAGAGACUGCUGGUGAAAGCAUGGAUCAUGAAGCAAACACAAACGAAGAGAACACUGAAGCCGGAGGGAAUUACAUCGCCAAGCCUGGAAUUCUUGUCUUGAUUAAGAGCACCGAGGUCUGGUUAUGGUCUGUUGGCAUAGUGUUCGCCUUCCUCGGAUGGACUUUUUUCAACAUCAAUUUUGCCAGUUUCAUGGAAGGGCUUGACUUCAACAGCCAGCAGAUAUCAUCCUGCAUUAUGAUAUUUGCCAGUGGAGAAAUCCUCGGGAAGAUGUCCAUCGGUGUGGUUGGUGAUCACAUGCCCUUCAUGCAUGUGUACUGGAUCUUCACAUCCUGUGUCUUUGGGACAGUUCUCCUGGGAUCACUGGUCAUUGCCAAGUCUUAUGCAGCCGUUGCGGCCGUCGCUUUCGGGUCUGGCGUAAUGCGAGCCGGUGCCUAUGGGCCAACGUUCACAGCUUGUGCACAAGUGUUUCACAAGACCUUCGGCGUAGAUACCACCAUGGUGCUAUCAAUAGCGCCCUCAGGGAUCGGAAUACUGAUAAGUGCUCCUCUAUCAGGUAAAAACAGACUUUCUUGCAACAUCGAGCCCUGAGUGCAAAAGUUUACAGCUACAUUUAUUUGUGUAUGUUUGUAAGACGCAUGCCUGGAUAAGAUGAUGUCAAGCACACAACGGUCAUAUGUUUUGGUACUGUUUUACAUCGAUAGGUGUACUGAAUGACACCACUGGUGGUUAUACUGUCGGCAUUGUGGUCAUCAUCGCCAUCUUUGUGUGCGCUUCAGCGAUGUUUGUGGCCAU